Durio zibethinus is the source of this 1662-nucleotide messenger RNA. The record is from RefSeq and is a predicted model, not a curated record. Lineage: Eukaryota; Viridiplantae; Streptophyta; Magnoliopsida; Malvales; Malvaceae.
AUGGAACCAGUGGAAGGUCUCAGCUUAGACGUACCAGCACUAGAAGAUGGCCUUAUAAGCACUGAAGCAUUUGCAAAGAUGAUCAACUUAAGAUUGCUGAAAAUUGAUUCUGUAAAUUUCACUGGUUCCUAUGAAAAAAUUUCAAAAGAAUUAAGAUGGCUCUGUUGGUGUCGAUGUCCACUAAUGGUUUUACCGCCCAACCUUCAUCUAGACAACUUGGUUGUUCUUGAAAUGCAACACAGUAGUAUCAAAAAAGUUUGGAAGGAGACAAAAGCUCUUCACAAGCUUAAAAUACUAGAUCUGAGUUAUUCGGUAUACCUUGGAGAGACACCAAACUUUGCAGGACUCUCAAGCCUACACAGACUUGAACUUGAAGGUUGCACAGGUUUAGUUGGGGUUGAUCAAUCUAUUGGACAUCUGGAAAAACUUGAAUUCUUGAAUUUGGCAAAAUGCAAGAACAUAAGUGAACUUCCAGACAGCAUUUGCAACUUGAUGUCUCUUGAGACUAUGAACCUCAAUGGCUGCUCAAAACUUUGCAGUUUGCCAGAGAAUUUGGGUAAAUUGGAAGCUUUGAGAAAGCUUGUUUUAAGUGGAUCUGCUAUUACAGAUUUGCCUAUUUCGAUUGGACUUUUGAAGAACCUUGAAGAUCUAUCUUUGGCUGGACUUAGAAAACAGUUACCUUCUAAGUCUUGGUUCUCAUACUUUUCUUCAUGGAUCUCACCAAAAAGUAGUGUGGGUUCUUCUUCUUUACUGCUACCAGCAACGUUCUCUCAGUUAAGCUCAUUAAGAGAGCUUAAUCUUUGUGACCUCAACUUGUCUGACCAUGAAAUUUCCAUUGACUUUGGGAGUUUCCAUUUUUUGAGGAGUUUGGAUUUACGGGGAAACAACUUCUGUAACUUACCCGCAGGAAUCAGCAACCAUCCAAGGAUAGGGAGACUUGUAUUGAAUAACUGCAAAAACCUUCGAUCCCUUGCAGAGCUUCCUAAAAAUUUAUGGACUUUAGAAUCAAAGCUUGGCACAUCAAUUGAGAGAUACCCAAACUUAUCAAACAUAGGUAAAAAUCUUUAUAAAAUCGCAAAUAGUAAUUGUCGCGAAGUAGCUGACAUUCAAGGUUGGGAUUUUCGCUCAUUUCAUCAAUUUUCUUUUAGUUGGAAUCUUGGACCAGAUCUUUACCAGCCAAAGAAGUGGUUGUAUUCCAAGUUGAAGUUUUUGGAAGGUUACUUCCCGGUUAGAGAGGUGCCAGAUUGGUUCGACUAUAAAGAAAUUGGAUCUUCAAUACCGUUUUGUAUGCCUUCAAUCCCGAUUGGUUCAGAUCGAGGUAUGAUUGUGUGCGCAAUCUAUUCGGUCAAUGAAGAAUGUAAUGACGAAAGCACUUCUGAAGUUUCUCUUACCAUAUAUUUUAAGAAUAAAACAAAGGGCUGUGAGACUUUUGUUAGGUCACAUAGUUCCCUCGAUGGGAAUAUAUGUCAAGAUCAUGCGUGGGUUUGCUUGGGUGUAUUUUCUGAAGCAGAUGAUGAGGCUUUCGACAAGUUUCUUGGGUUCAAGAAGCAAGUUGAGAAGGAACUUGAUGUUCAGAGCAAGUGCCUAGGAACAAACAAUGGGCUUGAGUACACGGAAACAGACUUUCUUAAGUUUUGUGGAGAGAAUGGGAUUCAAAAGUAA